Molecule: messenger RNA, 1013 nt
Organism: Musa acuminata AAA Group (dessert banana)
Lineage: Eukaryota; Viridiplantae; Streptophyta; Magnoliopsida; Zingiberales; Musaceae
Product: ADP-ribosylation factor-like protein 8a
Exons: 6
Coding region: 149-703 (184 amino acids)
Biological process (GO): protein transport
Molecular function (GO): GTP binding; GTPase activity
Source: RefSeq, a predicted model, not a curated record
UGGUCAAAACAGAAGAGGACAGCGCGACUCCUUCAUAAAGAGGAAGAAGAAAAGGGUGGGCCGACUCCCCUCAAUCGCCCUCUUCGAUCCUUGGAGCGAGCCACCCCUCUGAUCCCUUCCUCCUCUUCUCCUUAAUCCAUCGUCGGCCAUGGGAUUGUGGGAAGCUUUCCUCAAUUGGCUCCGAAGCCUUUUCUUCAAACAAGAAAUGGAGCUCUCCUUGAUCGGACUUCAGAAUGCUGGGAAAACUUCCCUUGUGAACGUCAUUGCAACUGGUGGAUAUAGCGAGGACAUGAUUCCUACUGUGGGAUUCAAUAUGAGGAAGGUGACCAAGGGAAAUGUUACCAUAAAAUUGUGGGAUCUUGGAGGCCAGCCUAGGUUUCGCAGUAUGUGGGAGAGAUAUUGCCGUGCAGUCUCUGCUAUUGUGUAUGUUGUUGAUGCAGCAGACCGUGAUAAUUUGCCCAUCUCAAAAAGUGAACUUCAUGAUCUUCUAAGCAAGCCAUCACUGAGUGGGAUCCCAUUGUUGGUCCUUGGAAAUAAAAUUGAUAAGCCAGAAGCUCUGACAAAGCAGGGUUUGACAGAUGAAAUGGGCCUGAAAUCCAUUACAGACAGAGAGGUUUGUUGUUACAUGAUCUCAUGCAAGAACUCAACCAACAUAGACUCUGUCAUCGAUUGGCUUGUGAAGCACUCAAAAUCAAAAAAUUGAGCAUUUAGCCCUCCACAGCUCUGGCUUCUGCAUUAUUUUCUUGGGAUAUGUAGGUUGUUCUUGUGGUUUUUGGUGAUGAUUUCUGCUUUUGGCUGGCUGAGUUUAUGGCCUCUACUGUUGCCUGUUAUUGUCAUGCUGAUUUAUCACAUAUGCAACUGGGCUUGUACUGUUUCUUGUAACCAGUAUGUUGAAUUAUUUCUGUGUAUGGGUUAACCUUUUGAGUCUUGUGCAGAACACACAUUGUACCUGAUGGACAUUUGGUGGUGCCAACAAUCUCUGUUAACAUGAUAUGUGAUGAGCGAUUUCAAUA